Molecule: messenger RNA, 288 nt
Organism: Guyanagaster necrorhizus
Lineage: Eukaryota; Fungi; Basidiomycota; Agaricomycetes; Agaricales; Physalacriaceae
Exons: 2
Coding region: 1-288 (95 amino acids)
Source: RefSeq, a predicted model, not a curated record
AUGUUUUCACGACGAGCUCGCUUUUCCCCAUUUACGCUCACUAUGGAAUCCUGCCUUUUUUCGUCUAGUGGCACUCGUGCUCCGUCCACUAUUCCGGCUGUAGCUUCUGACAAGCGGGAUGGCGAAGCUGAAAUUUCCAUGAAAGAAGACGAUGCCAUAAAUGUUGCCGCAGAGAGGAGGUUACUCAGACGACUCGCCCUUCGAAUAAUGCCAGUUUCGUAUGUCGCUAGCGAUAAUACUGUACACAUUCACCCUUACAUCUCUCGUGUUAGCGAUUUUUUGACGUAA